UGCUCUUCAUUUUUGCGGGAUUUUUUCUUUGUCAAAUAGAACUGAUUCAAGCCAAAGUCCCAGCAUUAACUCCUAGUGAAAAUAUUAUUUACCAGAAACUAAAAAAACAGGAUUGCGGAGCAUUAUCAAAUGCUAUUCCAGUUCAAAGACUACGUCACAGGGUCACAAAUGGCAGAAGGGUCUCUUUGAUGUCCCAGCCUUGGAUGGCGUUGCUCUAUAUUCCAGGUGAUAUGGAUUUGUGUCGCUGUGGAGGCACCCUGAUAUCGGAAAGAUUUGUGUUGACUGCUGCUCACUGCAUUAAACUGUGUCGCAAUCCAAGCGCAUUAAAAGUUCGAUUGGGUGAGCACAAUAUAACUUCCACUGAAGACUGCACUUCGGUGGAUCAAAAACAGCUGUGUGCUCCGCCUGUGGAGGACUUUGAUAUCGAAAAGACUGUAAUUCAUGAAAGAUUUUCACCUUUCUAUCAUGGUAAUGACAUUGCUCUGCUAAGAUUGAGCCAAAGGGUUGUCUUUAAAGACCACAUCCGACCCAUUUGUCUUCCUCUGACAGAGGAACUCCUGUCCUACUCUUCUCUUCUGGGGGCAUCCUACUUGGCAAUGGGCUGGGGACAAACCGAGGAGCUUCGCCUCUCUGAUACCCUAAUGGAGGUCUAUAUUAAUACGGAACAGUGCUCUGCGGAUACCCAUGAAUCAUUUUUGUGUACCAAUGGACAUGUCCAGGACACAUGCAGAGGUGACUCCGGUGGACCGUUGGCCUGGCAGAGUUGGUAUUUUGACUCUGCAAACCGGCAAGUUCAAUUUGGAAUCACCAGCUGGGGCAGCUGGACCUGUGGGCAUGGUCUUAAGGCAUACUACACUAAUGUGGCCAUGUAUAUGUCCUGGAUAAUUGAAAAGCUUGCCGAGUUUCCCAACUUGUAAAUGGGUGUGAAGAGAAUAGAUUUG
This is a messenger RNA of Drosophila serrata, 941 nucleotides long. Its product is annotated as serine protease grass-like. The record is from RefSeq and is a predicted model, not a curated record. NCBI's taxonomy places the organism in Eukaryota, Metazoa, Arthropoda, Insecta, Diptera, Drosophilidae. Gene Ontology annotation, biological process: proteolysis. Gene Ontology annotation, molecular function: serine-type endopeptidase activity.